AUAUAUUACAGAAAUUGGUCCCACACAAACAAAACUCCCAAACAAACGCAGCAGCGGCAGUCGACAAACUCGCGCACCGCCGUCAUUAAAUUAAAGACCGACAGUGCAAGCCCGCCCGUGUAAUAAUACAUAAACUCCAAGCAAAGUAACAACCCCCAAAACUCGGGAGUUGCAAGAGUUUUCCGCAGCGGCAAACAGCCUGAAUAAAAACGCGUUUGCGUCGCGUCCUGCUGUCCAAAAAUCAAAAUUAACCGUCUUUAGCGCGUAAAAUCGGCCUCUAGAAUUUAAAAAAUCACUCGUAUAUAAUUCGUAUAUAUAUUUUCUACAGUAACUAAACCAGAUUUUUGGAGUAUCAACAUAAAUUUUCAAAUUUUUUAACGCAUUUUUUUUUGCCAAGUUUUGUUUGGUUAAAAUUUGGGUUGAGUUUUUGCGAAUCGAAAGCGGUAAUACACUACAGGCGAGGGCACGUGGCUAGUUACGAUAGCCGAUAAGAUGUUCAGUCCCGAAUAUGAAAAGCGCAUCCUGAGGCACUGCAGUCCCGUGGCCCGAAAUCUAUUCGACAAUCUCGAGUCAUCGACCACGCCCACAUCCCUCGAUCGUUUUAUACCCUGCAGAGCGAACAACAACUGGCAGACGAACUUCGCGUCGAUCAACAAGUCCAAUGACAACUCGCCGCAGACGAGCAAGAAGCAGCGGGACUGCGGGGAGACGGCACGCGAUAGUCUGGCCUACUCCUGCCUCCUGAAGAACGAGCUCCUCGGAUCCGCGAUCGACGACGUGAAGACCGCCGGCGAGGAGCGCAACGAGAACGCCUACACGCCGGCCGCCAAGCGGAGUCUCUUCAAAUACCAGUCACCCACCAAGCAGGAUUAUAAUGGCGAGUGCCCCUACUCGUUAUCGCCCGUCAGCGCCAAAAGCCAGAAGCUACUGCGAUCGCCGCGCAAGGCCACGCGCAAGAUCUCUCGCAUUCCCUUCAAGGUUCUCGAUGCGCCCGAGCUGCAGGACGACUUCUAUCUGAACCUGGUCGACUGGUCGUCGCAGAAUGUCCUCGCGGUGGGUCUGGGCAGCUGUGUCUACCUUUGGAGCGCCUGCACCAGCCAGGUUACCCGCCUGUGUGAUCUCAGUCCGGAUGCGAACACGGUGACCUCCGUGUCGUGGAACGAGCGCGGCAACACCGUGGCCGUGGGCACCCACCAUGGAUACGUGACCGUGUGGGACGUGGCGGCCAACAAGCAGAUAAACAAGCUGAACGGCCACUCGGCGCGCGUGGGAGCGCUGGCCUGGAACAGCGACAUCCUGUCGAGCGGGUCGCGCGAUCGCUGGAUCAUCCAGCGGGACACACGGACGCCGCAGCUGCAGUCGGAGCGCCGGCUGGCUGGCCAUCGGCAGGAGGUGUGCGGCCUGAAGUGGUCGCCGGACAACCAGUACUUGGCCAGCGGCGGCAACGACAACCGGCUGUACGUGUGGAACCAGCACUCGGUGAAUCCCGUGCAGUCGUACACGGAGCACAUGGCCGCCGUGAAGGCGAUCGCCUGGUCGCCCCACCAUCACGGACUCCUGGCCAGCGGCGGCGGUACGGCGGAUCGGUGCAUCCGCUUCUGGAACACGCUGACGGGCCAGCCCAUGCAGUGCGUGGACACGGGGUCGCAGGUGUGCAAUCUGGCCUGGUCCAAGCACUCCUCGGAGCUGGUCUCCACGCACGGCUACUCGCAGAACCAGAUACUCGUGUGGAAGUAUCCAUCGCUGACGCAGGUCGCCAAGCUCACGGGCCACUCGUAUCGGGUGCUCUACUUGGCCUUAAGUCCCGAUGGCGAGGCGAUUGUCACUGGAGCUGGCGACGAGACGCUGCGUUUCUGGAACGUUUUUAGCAAGGCGCGCAGCCAGAAGGAGAACAAAUCCGUGCUGAAUCUGUUUGCCAACAUCAGAUAGAGGACAAUAAUCCAAGGACCGAAGACUGAGCGAGGCGCCAAAGGCAAAACACACAACACAACACAACAUAACACACAAUACACAACAAAUAACAAAUGAUAACUAAAACCAACCAACUACCAACCAAUCAGCAAACCAAGCAGAAACUAACCAAGCCUAUAUUCUAUAUAUAGUAUAUAUAUAUAUACAAACGAUCCUUGUUCAGCAGUCGUUAGUAAAUUUUAGUUAUCACGGCAGCAAUAGUUUAAAUUUAAGUUAAGUAUAAUUGUAUAGAACGGUUAGUAGCAACCUUUGUGUAGGAAACACUUGAAAUUUGUAAAAGGAAGAACAUCAUUGAUGGCUGAAACAAGAACUGAAAAAUGAAGUUAUGUCUAUAUGUAGGCCCCUUAUGGAAAUUUUAACCAAUUGGAGAACAAGCAACACACAAACACACUUAUUAUAUCGUAUCUAAUUCUAAAUUUUUGUUGCUUCUCUAGGCGUUUAUUUUUUUUUGUUUGGUACAGUACACCUAAGCAACUAAACAAUUAUUUUUUUUGUUAGCAGAUAAGUAAGAUUAUUAUUUUCAUUGCAGUCACUACCAACAAAACACUCAUACAAAGCCACACUAUGUAUAUUAAAUAAAUUUAUACAAUCUCAAAAUGUG
Drosophila ficusphila is the source of this 2572-nucleotide messenger RNA. RefSeq names its product fizzy-related protein homolog (gene fzr). Lineage: Eukaryota; Metazoa; Arthropoda; Insecta; Diptera; Drosophilidae. The record is from RefSeq and is a predicted model, not a curated record. Gene Ontology annotation, molecular function: anaphase-promoting complex binding; protein binding; ubiquitin ligase activator activity. Gene Ontology annotation, biological process: anaphase-promoting complex-dependent catabolic process; positive regulation of anaphase-promoting complex-dependent catabolic process; positive regulation of ubiquitin protein ligase activity. Gene Ontology annotation, cellular component: anaphase-promoting complex. The transcript is spliced from 5 exons. The coding region runs from base 493 to 1929 and encodes 478 amino acids.